AUGGAUCGAGUCAUUUCAUCCUCAACCAAAAAACCUAUCUUUGUGAUAGAUCUGUCUGAACAAAGCUCAAAUCCUAUGAUUCCUGAUUCGUUUAUUUCGAAACAUUUUAAUGGCAAAUUUCAGUCUACGAAGCUGAAACUGACGUCGGACGCUUCGGACAGAGCCUGGGAAGUGGGAUUGGACGGACAGAGAUUUGCCGAUGGAUGGAAAACAUUCUCUGACCACCACUGUGUCCGAUACGACGACGUUUUGAUUUUCAGGCACGACGGGGAUAUGGUCUUCCACGUCACACCCUUGGGACGCAGUUUCUCUCAUCAGAUACAGUUCCUCUCUUCUACCUCUGACGAUGAAAAUGACGACGAUGAUAGUGGUAGUGAAGACAAUAUUUUUGAUGAUGACGAUGACGACGACAAUGCCGAUGUUAAAGAUGAUGAUGAUGAUGGUGAUGAUGACUAUUCGACAUCGGAAGAGGAUUUGUAUCCAAAGAAAACUUCGUCGAAGAAGAGAGCAAGAUCAGAAAAAUCAUAUCUUGUUGCGCACGUCACAGCUUCAAACUUGAGCCGAAAUCAUAUUUGUCUUACAAACAAGUUUGCGAGGGCAAAUGGUCUGAACAACAGGCAGUGUGAGAUUGAUCUAAGGAAUGAAGAAGGCAAAUCUUGGACUAUGGACCUUAGACACAACAAAACAACUGGUCAGGCAUUUAUCAGCAGAGGCUGGAGAAGUUUCUGCAAAGAAAAUGGGCUCAAAGCCGAAUCUUUUUGUAGAUUUGAAUGUGUCCAAAGCGGGACAAAACCCGUCUUACAGUUGUGUCCCAACUCCUCUAGCAUUCCAGAUGGAAACUCUUCCAAAGUCAACGAGAAACGGAAUGUUUCUGAAACCGAAGGUGAUGAGAUUGAAUCCCCGGAUCGCUCACAGACUGCAGCUUCAAUGGUUCAGAACAGGAUUUUUACAUUAGCACUUAAACCUUACAUGCUCAGGACAGGUCAACUUCGACUUCCUGCAUCAUUAUCAAGAGGUAACGGGAUCAAUGAAGCAGGAGAGAUAACUGUAGUAAACAAACUCGGCGUAGAGUGGAAGUUGCAUCUCGUUAACAUCAAGGGACGUGGACAGUUUUACAUUAGGCGUUUUAAAGAUUGCUUUGUCGCCAAUGGCAUAAAGAAAAUUAAUGAUUCCUUUACAUUGGAGGUUGUUCGAGGAGGAACUAGUCCUAUUCUCAAGAUCUGCACCGAGACAUCAUUUGAUGGCGAUAAGAAUCAUCAGGAGAGGAAAACGCCGCAGACGGUUCAAGCAUUACGGGCUGGAGAAGCGACGGAGACUCCAGUUCAAAAGAGAUCUCGAGUUUGUGUGGAAGGUGGACCAUCUCGCUGCACUAGGGCAUCAAACAAAUCAAGUGGUGAGCCAGAAAACUUGCAGGGCAAGCAACCUCUUCAAUCUUGCUCAAUCUCUGAUCAAGUGACAAAGGUGAAACAGAGUAUUGUGGAGACUUUAACUGAUGUUAAACGGUUUCGGUCGGAGCUCGAGAUAAAGGAACAGAACCUAGAAGCUUCGCUGCUGGAAAUUGAUGAGCUAGGGGAAAAGAUAAUGGGAAUCAGCAAAUUCUUCAACAUUAAUCAAGUUUAA
Messenger RNA from Eutrema salsugineum, 1620 nucleotides. Its product is annotated as putative B3 domain-containing protein REM4. The coding region runs from base 1 to 1620 and encodes 539 amino acids. The record is from RefSeq and is a predicted model, not a curated record. The transcript has 6 exons. Lineage: Eukaryota; Viridiplantae; Streptophyta; Magnoliopsida; Brassicales; Brassicaceae. Gene Ontology annotation, molecular function: DNA binding.